GGGGGGAAAGGUGGAGCACACAGGAAGAACGGUUACAUCGGGAAGGACGCGGGCGACAGGAUGGGGAAGGCCCUGGCUGCAUGGGCCUGGGAAUACUUUUGCACGCCGUGGGGCACCGCGGAGGGAGGUCUUUCCUCGAUCGGCGACGGGGGCAAAGGUGCUGAGCUGCUGCUGCCGCCGUCACGACCACCGUCGCAGCUGCGAGAACCCGAGGGUAGCAGUGGCGGCAAUGCCUGUGGAGGGGCGGGGUCGGGUGGGGCGGGGGCUCCGGCGGUGGAAGUGUUCGCGGUGGGAGGGGGCGCGGCGGGGCCGGUAGUCGGCAGGCAGCGUGCCUGUUGGUGUUCGAUCCCUCGCACGCUGGAGGGCCAAUCCGCGAUGCGCUUGAUGACACGCAGAAGGGGCGGUGGGGAAGGUUUUUUAAGCGGGGAGAGCACGCGUUGCACAGGCGACAGUUUCAGAUGGUAGCCGUUCGGCCGGGUUUGGUGGAGGAGGGACAGGCGGAUGCAUGGAAGAGAAUCAUUUCGGAGAAAAUUGUAGUAGAUUGAUGAGUCACGUCUCUCGCCUGUGUAAAUCAUAUAUAUGUGGUACCAGUAGGUGAAUCGUGGUUGUUGGCAUGUGUAUUGCUUGCUUGGUAGACAUGAUAUUUUAGGAAAGAAACGGCGUUUUGAUUGAUUGAGUUGGGGUUGGUUAUCAAAACCGUUUUUCGUUUUUCACGAAGAUAAAGAGACGCGAAAGUUGUCCUACUGCCUGCCAGUGUUUUUCAAGUAUUGUAGCCGGCCAUGUGUGUGUUUUUAUUAAUAGCAUCGACCGCGCAAACCGACUGAACAAUGAAAAGACGUCAGUCUCAGUGCGGUUGAAAACACAAAACACUUCUAUCUGCCAUGAACUGGAACCCCGUGAGGGGGCAGCAUGGGGGAGGCUACACUAUCCUUCGGAUCACAGACAGAAACAGCAGCAACAGAAGAAAACUGCACGCGUCUACCAAGGCUAUUUCCUUGUACUCGAGUUCUAUUAGGAGUACUUUCAAUAUUAUCCUCCUUGUUUUCGCUACCAUCAUUCUGAUCCUCAUUUUGACAAGAAUCUCUGGGCAGUUCUUCCCUAGUCCUACGUUUUUUCUUUUGGGGAAGGUCAUCUGGCUCAAACCGUUUACUCUCUUCCACUCCUCCAUAUUUUCCUCCUCUAUCGUCGUCUUCGUUCUCUUUUCUUCCCCCUUUCCUUCGUCUCCGUCACUCCCAAAAUAAUUACCCUCAUUACUAUCGUUGUCGCAGAGAUCCCAACCGAUUGGCCCUGACCAUGUGUGUGUGUUGUUUCUUGGUGAAUGUUGUUAAUCUUACAAUUACUUGGAGAUGGCAGGAUUAUUUGGUGAAGAGACCAAUUGACGUUGGCGCAGGGUUACUUGGUGAAGUGAAGACUAGAGGGUUGGCUGCGCGUUCUCAAUUCUCAUGUCUGUGCUUUUGGGUUGGAGUGAGCAUUGCGGCGGAGAUAGACUGGGACCGGGAGAGAGACGGAGGGACAAAACGGAGAGAAGGAUGCAUACAUGAAAGAGAGCUUCGCGAGAGAGACAACCGGUGCAACUACGAUCCGCUGUACCCUGACGUACAACAAGUUUCAGUCUCAAGAACAAUUACCUGAAUACCUAUCCCAUGGAGAGAGACAAGCGACCGUCGUCUUAAAAAAAAACUGUCAACCCCAACCGACCCGAUCCUGAAACAAGCUGAUAUCUGAGCCACAAAAAAGGCGGCGAGAUACACAUCCGCCCCGAAAAAGGCGGCGAAAUAGCGCAAACAAAAAAAUAAAAAAAAAAAAAAAUCUAGACGAUGAGACGAUUAGGCUUGUGCUCCGUAGGCCUUGCCUACAACGCCUAAUUUUGAGAGCUUGCACCUAAAAACACAGCUUAUCUUAAUCCCCUAAAAGCCGGCCGCUGCGCCUUAUCUCGGGGCGCCUUCGUCUAUUCUCGGGGCGCCUGGGCCUAACCUGGGGUGUUUGCGCCUAUUCUUGGCCUCUUUUUGGGCAUCCCCCUACAAAGUAGCGAUUUCAACUCCAGAGUAGGG
Ectocarpus sp. CCAP 1310/34 is the source of this 2051-nucleotide messenger RNA. NCBI's taxonomy places the organism in Eukaryota, Phaeophyceae, Ectocarpales, Ectocarpaceae. The record is from the annotation of a GenBank genome assembly.